UACGCGUUCUUGAUCGCCAUUGCCAUCAUGAACGUUCUUUGGUUGGUUUUGGUAAUAUUACUACCCCUAGUCAAGGGCGGUCUUCUAACUUCUCAGACAUCGAUUCUGUAACAACGGAACUCUUGGUGAGAAGGUAUGGAUAUCCGUUUGAGAACCAUACUGUUGAAACCAAGGACGGUUACUAUUUAGGUCUUCAUCGACUACCAUGCUCCGACAGCUCUCAUGAAGUUGCUUUUCUGAUGCACGGUUUGGGAAUUUCAUCAAGUGAUUUCGUUGUUAGCGGACCAAAUGCUUCCUUAGCCUUCUUACUCUGCGAAAAGGGCUUUGAUGUUUGGAUAGGAAAUGCUCGUGGCAACAAAUAUUCCAAGGCACACAAAAUAUACAGCCCCAAAUCCUUGGAGUUUUGGAAUUUCACGUGGCAUGAAAUAUCCAUAUUGGAUUUGCCAGCCAUGAUCGAUUACAUAACUGAAGUUACAGGACAAAAACAAGUUCGUUAUUUUGGUCAUUCUCAGGGAACAACAAACUAUUUGGUUUUAAAUUCAAUGAUGCCCGAAUGGAAUGAUCGUUUUAAAUCAGCUCACUUAAUGGCUCCAGUGGCUUACAUAAAUAAUGCCAAGAAUGCAUUUUUAAAUCUUGUUGCUCCACUCGUGGGCCAGCCAAAUGCACUCAGGGAGGUUCUUGGAAGUUUUGAAUUUAAGCCCAGCAAGGAGACUGCACUUGUUCUUAAGGCCCUAAUGUGCAAUGGCUCAUUACCUGAACAAGCAAAGAUUUUGUGUGAAAAUUCACUAUUCCUCUCGACUGAAUUCAAUGAAGACACUGUUGAUUAUGACUUAAUUCCUGAUAUUAUGGCCACAACUCCAACAUCACUAUCAGCAAAUCAAUAUCUUCACUUUUUCCAAGAAUUUAAAUCUGGUUAUUUUCGACAGUUCGAUUAUGGUUUUGCAAGGAAUUUAAUCAAAUAUGGAUCUUUUAGCCCUCCUAAUUAUGAGUUGAAGAAUAUUAAGGGGCCUGUUUUUCUAUACUAUGGCAAAAGUGAUAAGUUCGUUUCAAGAAUUGAUUUCGAUAGAUUAAUAGAACAACUUCCUAAUUCAACUUUGGCUGGAUUGUAUGUUGUUCCAGUUGAAAAUUUUGAUCAUUUAGCUUUUCUUUAUACUAAAAAUGUCAGAGAAAAACUUUAUAAUCAAGCUUCGAUUAAUUAA
Messenger RNA from Eupeodes corollae, 1199 nucleotides. Its product is annotated as lipase 3-like. The record is from RefSeq and is a predicted model, not a curated record. The transcript has 3 exons. Lineage: Eukaryota; Metazoa; Arthropoda; Insecta; Diptera; Syrphidae. The coding region runs from base 240 to 1199 and encodes 319 amino acids.